AUGAAAGCAGCGUUGUCAACAUUUGCACCCUUUACGGAAGCUACAGACCAAUUGAUGGGCCAAGAUCUCCAUGAUCAUCGGUGCGACUUGACAGUUCUUCUAGGGCUCUGUUACGCAGCGGAGACGAGGGCAGACACCGUUGCCACGUCCAGGAAGCUACUUACUACCCACAGAACCUUUGAGAAAUAUCUUCUGAAGUUUAACCGGCACAUACAACAAAUAUCCGGUCUUCGCGGCUCAAACUUUCGAGUAAUGUCCGGUCUUCGCGACUCCGACUUUCGAGUAAUGUCCGGUCUUCGCGACCCAGCGGAAUAUGUAUUGAAAGCAAAACAUAGAAGAGGCGGUCACAUCAUCAGAAGAAUCGACGAUAGAUGGACUAAAAAACGCUGA
Molecule: messenger RNA, 390 nt
Organism: Necator americanus (New World hookworm)
Lineage: Eukaryota; Metazoa; Nematoda; Chromadorea; Rhabditida; Ancylostomatidae
Exons: 1
Coding region: 1-390 (129 amino acids)
Source: RefSeq, a predicted model, not a curated record